AAAGUUCGUUUAGAUCUGGUCCGAUCUACAUUGAAACAACUAUAACCACUGACGGCAGGAUCCGACGGUACCCCUAUUCUCAACGCAACCUGGCACCUCGUCAACACGGUUUCCUCCCAGUUUGACAGUCAUCCGCCGAUGAGUCAACUGGUUUCUUUACGACGUAAUGAAAGAUUCGACCAUUGGGAAAAUAAGAGGAUCGAAGCAAUUUAUUCAGCCUUAUGUUUCUUGCUUCAUUUAUCGCUUCGGUCAGUGCAUAUCUAGGAAUCCAUGGUACUUUAUACUCGUUUUUACGGUGCUUUCUAUGACCGGAAUAUACCCUGCACUGGUCGCUCUUAAACAAACAAUUAAUGAUCCAGCAUUAUCAAGUUGGUCUUCAUGGGUGGCUGAAGACGCCAAUGCUUCACCGAAUGUUGCAGUAAAGCAACUAAUAAUGCUUCAUUCAAACAAUUCUAUGUCAGACAAUACAUUUCUUGAAGAUGUUCUCGAUUGGCAGAGACAUUUUGAUGAUUUGCUAGCUCAAAAUGACUUCCCGUGUAUUCAGAGGGAUGAAACAGCAUGUUUGACGUUAGACCCUAUACCAGAAUACAUGAAUACGCUGGAAAACCGAGUUUACAAUUUCUCGGUCACUGAUGUGAACACAUCAGCAUUGGAUAUGUUGUCUUACGAGACUGGUUCUACGAACGGUUCCACUGCAAAUAAUGACGCUACUGUUCGAGCUUACGUGCUCACGUAUUUCCUUCUGCAGGAGCACGUCGAUACAUUUGACAGGUUGCUUCAUGGUUGUUCCCUUUCAUCGGGCACGAAGCUUUAUACUAACGUCAUGGAUGAAGCACCGUCAACCAUAAUUGCACCCGUUGUUGGGAUGAUGUCGCCAACAUCUUGGUCUGUGAUAUUAACGAUCGCUCUUUUUCUUUUUACAUACAUGCAUAUUUCACUCGUCCGUCUUCAUGAUAUCAAAGCUAAGUUUGGGCUUACUGUCACAGUCUUUAUACAGGGCGUAACUUCUUGCUUGACCGCUUGUUCCAUUUUGUAUUUCUUUGAGCGCAGUGGCCCUAUUUAUCCCUUCCCUCUAGUAUAUCCAGUGAUCGUUGUUAUGGAUAUGGAAAACACGUUCCGCCUUAUUAAGAAUGUGAUAUCCUCGGUUCCUACGAAAUCAAUUUCCAUUCGUAUUACAGAAGGCUAUCUUCGUUCUUUUUUCCCUACGUUCUUGUCACUUGUAUCAAAACUUGUAACACUGCUGAUCUUAAGUUUUUUCUUGCAUCCAAUGGUACAGGAAUACUGUUUGUUUCUUGCGGCUGCACUUACUAUUGAUUUUAUACUACACAACUCAUUUUUUCUUGCUGUACUUAGUGUCGAUAUUCGUCGUCUUGAACUUCAAGACUUGCUUAAUGACUGUGUAUCGAAAGUGCGUUUCGAUUGCUGGGAUGCAUGGCUUGGUUAUUGUGCUGAGAAGCUUUGGUUUCCAUGGCUUUCCGAUAACGUCGGUACCAUAUCUAUAUAUUUGGGUGUCAUUUCUGCUCAGUAUAUCUAUACACAUAAGGUUUACGGAAGCUGGCAAUUAAAAUCACCGGAUCCGUAUUUUUUACUGUCGUUGGUUGGGCGGAUCGGCCGUGUGCUUAAAGAUAGACACAUUCUUCCACUUGUUAAAACCGGUUGGCUGGGACAGCCGGAAAUAAUUGACUUGCUUGCUAACGGUGCAGGCGUUGAGAAAGGCGACUUAACACUCUCGAUGUAUCGGCCAUUAGUUGGCGACCGCUUGCCAAGAACCGAGUUUCAAUCUGUGUACAAGUCCUUGUACGCUCGUCGUUUGUGGAGAUGGUCCACAUUCUUUUAUACAUUGUUGCUGGUCGACUUUGCAGUAGGAUUGCUUGUUAAAAUUCUUCUUCAUGGUUCCGAUGAUGAUGACCAAGAAGGCCUUCAGUCGCUUUUGCAAGAUGAGGUUCUCAGUAUAUAUCGGCUACCGACGCAUCAUUCGCUGGACGUUACGAGAUUAUCAAUUACGGCUAAUGGUGCCUUUCUUUUGAGUAUUGGCCUUGACCGGAAAGUGGUUGUAUGGAAUCUUUUGCAAAAUGAGUUGCUUGUUGAGCUUGAUGAUUACAAACUUCCUGAGGUAAUUAAAGCUGUUGCUUUAAACAGUUUGGGAACCUAUCUAGUGGUUUUUUCUGUUGAUCGUUUUUAUAUCUAUGAUACACAACUGGCCUCAAUUGUCGCGAAGGGCAAAUUCUCUACUCCAAAUAAUGUCCGACUUACAGCGUAUUGGCUUGACACGGAAGGAAAUAAUGACGAAGCACAACGAUUUGUAGCUAUAGCAGGUGAUGGGCAUGUGCAAUCUUUUGUAAUGACUCGAGAUGCGGAAAAGUUAACGUUACGUUCUGAUGCUGAUAUACUCAUUGGUUCUAUGGUUCGGAAAACUGUUUCUAUAAACGCUCGUGUUGGACAACGUUUUGUAUCACUUUCAGACGACGGUGUUGUCUUUGUUGCUUCCUAUGUGAGUUCUAAAUGGGUAUUCUCUAAGCUUGAAAUCCAAGGUCAAACAAAGCUGGCUGAGGAAAAGGUUGCUGAUAUAUGUGCUAUUGCGGGUGUCGAUGUUAUUUUGCUAGUCAAAGACAGUGGUAUUCAAAUGGUUGAGCUGACAACACGACAAGAGGUACACACAUUUGGCAUUUCAUGUGUGAAAGAAGGGACAUUACAUGCCGCCGUUAGUAAUCUUCGCGUCGUCAAGGGUGAGUAUCGUGUUUCAUCAGUCUCGCUCUGCUUUUUGCACAAGAAAACAGGUGCAUUGCAGUAUUAUCAUUACGCUCACGACGAUCCUGAGGCAUAUUCUAUUUUAUGUUACUAUGCACGACAAUCUAGUUUAAUGGAUUUGCAUGAUCCGGACGGUCCGAAUUUGGAAAAACGAAUUUCAAUCAUGCAGCAAACUGUUCGUGAGAAGUUUAAUUGUGGUAGCUGGGCUAUGACGACUGAUGGAUUAUCUGUAUUUGGUGUUCGCAGAAAAACUGCUUUCUCUCGACGCUGGCAGAGUUCAUCUUUGCGUCGUCGGCGGCGAUACUCUAUACAUCGUGCCGCCGUGGAUUCUUAUACGUCGCUGAAAGAGUUAGCAACUACUAAGUCACCUGCCGAUAAUGCAAGUCCUGAUGAGUACUGGGAAGUCUGGAUGCUUUCUCAGUCAGACGACGUUUCCCUUACAAGAAAAGUACCUUUACAGGACCAGUUGCUUAUUGCAAAUGCAGGACCAUCGCUGCAGCUUACUAAUCACUGUGUUGCGGUCGCUCUUGGUAAUGUAAUUAACAUUAUCGGGCUCGGCGGCAACAAUUUUGCCGAUCUUUUCCUUAAGAGUAUCAAUCAAGGUAACCGAGUCUUGCGACGGAGGCGACGAACGAAUUCCUUAAGAAACCAAACGACUUUGUGAUGACGAUUUUACGAAUGCUGCUUUAAAAAUACUUUCUCUUUUUCUCUUUGUUCCCCGUUUCCAUUUUCUCUUUUUCCUUUUCCUUUUGUUUUUGUGUAUGUAACAUAUCUGUUUUUCUAACAUGUGUAUAAAAAGUAUUUUACGCGAAUAUUAUUAGAAGUUCCAUAUAUAUACUUUAAUAAGGGAAUGUGUGUAUGAAGGAAGGGC
Messenger RNA from Schizosaccharomyces japonicus yFS275, 3619 nucleotides. Its product is annotated as Sre1 cleavage activating protein Scp1. Bases 167 to 3412 code for a protein of 1081 amino acids. Gene Ontology annotation, molecular function: sterol binding. Gene Ontology annotation, biological process: SREBP signaling pathway. NCBI's taxonomy places the organism in Eukaryota, Fungi, Ascomycota, Schizosaccharomycetes, Schizosaccharomycetales, Schizosaccharomycetaceae. The record is from RefSeq and is a predicted model, not a curated record. The transcript has a single exon. Gene Ontology annotation, cellular component: Golgi membrane; SREBP-SCAP complex; ER to Golgi transport vesicle membrane.